UGGGGAAGACGAUGGCGUCCGUUCGGGACGCGAGGCGACGCGGAUGAGGAUUCCCCCUAAGGAGUUGGCAGUACUGCUCUGCAACAAAUCCAAUGCCUUUUACAGCCUUGGGAAAUGGAACGAGGCAUUUGUCACUGCCAAGGAGUGUCUCCAAUGGGACCCAACCUAUGUGAAGGGAUACUACCGAGCAGGUUAUUCCCUGCUGCGCUUGCUCCAGCCUUAUGAAGCUGCUCGCAUGUUUUUUGAGGGUCUUCGACUUCUGCAGAGCAACCAAGAAGAAGCACAGGUUCCUGAUUUCCUUGUUGGGAUCUUCACCACUAUGAGCAGUGAUUCCAUUGUUUUGCAGAGUUUUUUGCCCUGCUUUGAUCAUCUUUUCAUUUCUGGAUUUCCAAUAGAAGUGUGGCAAUCUGUAAUAGAAAAGUUGGCAAAGAAAGGACUAUGGCACGCAUUUCUGCUAUUGUCAGCAAAAAAAGACCGACUGCCAAGCGAUAUUCAUGUGCAUGGAUUGUCACUGAAGAGUCUCUUUGAGAAGUAUGUCUUCAUUGGGCUUUAUGAGAAAGUGGAACAGGUGCCUAGGUUGGUCCAGUGGCUCAUCUCCAUCGGUGCAAGUGUUGAGACCAUAGGACCCUAUCCUGUCCAUGCCCUUAUGCGGCUCUGCAUCCAAGCAAGAGAAAACCAACUUUUCAUGUGGCUAAUGGAUCUCAGGCCUGAAUUGAAAGGCCACAUCAACCAAAGAGAUGACGCUGGCUGCACCGUCCUGCAUAUCACUGCUUCCCACUCCCCGGGAUACUCCAUCAAGCGACAAACAGAGGAUGUGCAGAUGCUCCUGGGCUUUGGGGCAGACCCCACUCUGCUGGAUAGACACUCCAGGACGGCUGUGGAUAUCCUCAGGAGGAAUAAGAACUUCAGAGCCAUUGAGAGAAUCAACAGUCACUUGGAAAAGCUGGCUACACGUUCUAAGAACUUACCAGUUUUACAGAGAGUGACAGACGGCAUGGCAAGAAGAACCAGAAAUUCUUUUCACGAAAUCUCUCCUGACCUGAUCUGUGAUAUUAAUCGAAACUGUGCCAACACCUUCAUCAAAUUCUUACUGGAAAGACAGAAGUGGCCUGAAGUGCUUCUGUUGCUCACCCGCAAGGCCAGUGGGAAGCCGAACUUCAGAAAUUGCCUCAUCAAGGAUUGCAACCUCUCAGACCUAGACAUCUGUACUGUCAUCCCCCAUCUUAGCAACUGGGACCAGAGGAAGACCCAGUUGCUGAGCCGCCUGAUUGAUAGUGGAGCACUGCCCGAGGGUCUCCAGCAGAGCCAGGACAGGCCGCUUCUCAUGUGCCUGAGACAUGAGGACUUCGAGUUGGCUUUUCUUCUUUUGACCAAGGGCGCAGAUCCCCGUGGUAUUUCUUUCAUGGAAGGUGACACGCCUUUGCACGCUGCACUCCACAUCUUUCUAGAUAUCAAUGCUGACAUUGGCUUUAACUUCCUCAGCCACCUGUUGGAUUUAUUUUGUUCCAAUCCCACCAAGUUUUAUUACCUCAAUCCUAAUGUCCAAGAUAGCAAUGGGAACACACUGAUGCACCUCCUCUUCCAGAAGGGCAAGAUGAAGCGCAACAAGAAGUUGAUAGACUUACUGGUGAAGUUCGACAUCAACUUCAACCUGAAGAACAAAGAAGGCAAAGAUGUAAAGCACCGGAUUAAGAAGAAUGACACUUUGCUUUUGGCCUGGAACAAAGCCCUGACAGAGAGCAGGAGGAGGAGCCGGCAAGACCCUGCCACUCAACUAGGGAAGUUCUCUAAGUCUUCUGCCCCUGGUCAGACACCUCAGCUCAAGUCCCAAGGUUCCUUCAAAUCACUUCCAUGUGACACCACUGCCAGAGCCCUUUUGGAAGGAGCCGCAUUUCCUGGUGCUCAGGUGACUAGGCAGGAUCCUGAAGGUAGCAGGUCGUGCUCUCUGAGAGACCACCUUGUGCAGGACAUUACAGCUUUGAUUGAACAGGUCGAGUUGGAUGUAUCUCUCCUAGAGGACUCUCCUCAGCAGGGUCCCCUCAGAGUAGGUGGUAACCCAGAAAGAAAGAAGGACAAGCGCCAGCAAACCCAGAGUGUGGGGAGAUCUGACUGUAGUAGAACCAAUCCUGCUGCCCUUGAGGCUGGGGAAGGACCUGCUCAGGCAGGCCCUGGGGCCUACCAGCUUGUUCCGGCUGAUAACCGAAGAGGAGCGGGCAAUGACCAUCCAGACAACUGGACUUUGCAGGAUAUAGAGGCCUGUCUCCAGGAUUUUGAUAACAUGACCUGGGAGAUUGAGUGUACUUCAGAAAUGCUGAAAAAGCUGUCCAGUAAGGUCAUGACCAAGGUCAUUAAGAAGAAAAUACUCUUUGCUAUCCAGCAGCUGGGGAAUGGUGAGUGGACCCAGGGCUUGCAAAAGCGUCUGAAGCACUCAAAAGGAAAUAUCCAGCUCUUUGAAGCAAAGCUGGACAAAGGAGCCAGGAUGCUGUGGGAGCUUGCCAUUGACUUUUCUGCUCGGUGCAGUGAGAACUCAGAGAAGAUCAUGUCUACAGAGCGGAACACAUACUCUGUGGAGAAGCCAGGGCGGGUCUACACAGAAAUCAUCCGAAUCUGGGACAUUGUCUUGGAUCACUGCAAGUUGUCAGAUUCCAUCGUGGCUAUCUGCAGUGCCUAUACCCGGGGCUUGUCCUGUGUCCUUCGCAAGAAGCUGAAGGGUAUCAACAGAAGCCACCCAUCGGCUAACAUGAAGAUCCAAAAGAGAAUACCCCGCUGCUACGUGGAGGACACAGAGGCUGAAAAGAGCAGGCAACAGGCAGACCCUGAGUACUUCCCCCCAGCCAGUGCUGUGGAGACCGAGUACAGCAUCAUGAAAUUCCACAGCUUCAGCACCAACAUGGCCCUCAACAUCCUCAGUGACAUGGCGGUGACGGUAGAGUACCCCUUCAGGGUGGGUGAGCUCGAGUAUUCGGUGAUCGACCUCAACCCCAGGCCUCUGGAGCCCAUCAUCCUCAUUGGGCGGAGUGGCACUGGGAAAACAACCUGCUGCUUAUACAGGUUGUGGAAGAAAUUCCAUGUUUACUGGGAAAAAGCUGAGCAAGCAGGAAGCCCAUUGCUGACCAAACAGAUCUUGCCAAAGAGAAGGUUGGAUGUGGAGCCCAGAAAAGGUGGUCCAUGUAGGGAGGAAGGAGACAAGGAAGAGGGAAGUUCCACUAAAGUGGAAACAGCAGAUACUAUAGAUGAGGCACAAGAGAGAAAAGCUUGUGCAGGGGCAGCUCAGGUGGAGCCUUCAAGGCAUGGCCAGGCAGCAGAAGGACGUGUGCCAGAACACCCCCACCAGCUGGAGCAUCUGCACCAGAUCUUUGUGACCAAGAACCACGUCCUGUGCCAGGAGGUGCAGAGGAAUUUCAUUGAGCUUUCUAAGUCUACCAAGGCCACCAGUCAUUACAAACCGCUAGAUCCCAGUGUCCACAAGCUCCAGGACCUGAGGGAUGAGAACUUCCCACUGUUUGUCACUUCCAAACAGCUGCUGCUCCUACUUGAUGCUUCUCUACCCAAACCGUUCUUUCUGAGAAAUGAAGAUGGAAGUUUAAAAAGGACCAUUGUGGGGUGGUCCACACAGGAAGAGUUUACCAUCCCCAAUUGGGAAGAGGAUGAAGAAGAGCCUGAGGCAGAUGGGAAUUACAACGAGGAGGAUAAAGCUGCAGAAACACGUGCAGGUGACAGUGAUCCCCGGAUAUAUGUGACAUUUGAGGUAUUCACAAAUGAGAUAUGGCCCAAAAUGACCAAAGGGAAAACUUCCUACAAUCCUGCCUUGAUUUGGAAAGAAAUAAAAUCUUUUCUGAAGGGGUCUUUUGAAGCCCUUAGUUGUCCAAAUGGGAGACUCACUGAGGAAGCUUAUAAGAAAUUAGGGAGGAAACGAUCCCCCAAUUUCAAGGAAGACCGGAGUGAGAUCUACAGCCUUUUCUGCCUGUACCAGCAGAUCAGGUCCCAGAAAGGGUAUUUUGAUGAAGAAGACGUUCUGUACAACCUGUCCUGGAGGCUGUCGAAGCUCAGGGUACUUCCCUGGUCCAUCCAUGAGCUCUAUGGUGAUGAGAUUCAGGACUUCACCCAAGCUGAGCUGGCAUUGCUGAUGAAAUGUAUCAAUGACCCCAAUGCCAUGUUCCUCACUGGAGACACUGCACAAAGCAUCAUGCAAGGUGUGGCCUUCCGCUUCAGCGACCUGCUCUCCCUGUUCCACUAUGCUAGCAGAAACACUGUAGAUAAGCAGUGUCCUGUCCGGAAGCCCAAGAAGAUCCACCAGCUGUUCCAGAAUUACAGAUCCCACUCCGGAAUCCUUAACCUUGCAUCUGGAGUGGUGGACCUACUUCAGUUCUACUUCCCGGAAUCCUUUGAUCGCCUUCCAAGGGACUCUGGACUCUUUGAUGGUCCCAAGCCUACUCUCCUGGACUCUUGUAGUGUGAGUGACUUGGCAAUCUUGCUACGAGGGAACAAAAGGAAAACCCAGCCGAUUGAAUUUGGUGCCCACCAGGUAAUUCUUGUUGCCAAUGAAAUGGCAAAAGAGAAAAUUCCAGAAGAGCUGGGGUUAGCACUUGUGCUAACAGUUUAUGAAGCAAAAGGAUUAGAAUUUGAUGAUGUCCUUCUUUACAACUUUUUUACUGAUUCUGAGGCUCUUCUGAAAGAGAAAGGGGCUUAUAAGGAAUGGAAGAUCAUUUCUUCAUUCAUACCUCCAUCAUCUGACUCCAAAGAAGAAAACUGGCCAGUGGCUGAAGUGCCCCUUGAGAAAACAAGCUCCUCUCAGACUCGGACCCUCAUGGUGAACCCAGAAAUGUACAAGCUCCUGAAUGGAGAGCUGAAGCAGCUGUACACUGCCAUCACUCGGGCCCGGGUCAACCUCUGGGUCUUUGAUGAAAACCUAGAGAAAAGGGCACCUGCUUUCAAAUAUUUCAUUAGGAGAGAUUUUGUCCAGGUUGUGAAGAUGGAUGAAAAUAAGGAUUUUGAUGAUAGCAUGUUUGUUAAGACCUCAACUCGCGAGGAGUGGAUCACACAAGGAGACUAUUACGCCAAGCACCAGUGCUGGAAGGUUGCAGCUAAGUGUUACCAGAAAGGAGCUGCAUUUGAGAAGGAGAAGUUGGCCCUGGCCCACAACACUGCUCUGAACAUGAAAUCCAAGAAAGUUAGCCCCAAGGAUAAGCAGUUACAGUAUUUGGAACUGGCUAAAACUUACUUGGAAUGCCAUGAGCCAAAGCUGUCCCUCAAGUGCCUGAGCUAUGCCAAGGAGUUUCAGCUCUCUGCUCAGCUGUGUGAGAAGCUGGGAAAGAUAAGAGAUGCUGCCUAUUUCUAUAAGCGAUGCCAGUGCUACAAAGAUGCCUUCAGAUGCUUUGAACAGAUUCAGGAAUUCGAUCUUGCUCUCAGAAUGUACUGCCAAGAGGAGCUUUUUGAGGAAGCUGCUAUUGCAGUGGAAAAGUAUGAAGAAAUGCUAAAGACCAAGACCCUUCCAGUCCCCAAGCUCUCCUAUUCUGCUAGUCAGUUCUACUUGGAGGCUGCAGCAAAAUACCUGAGUGCCAACAAGACCAAGGAAAUGACGGCUGUCCUCUCAAAGCUCGAUGUGGAAGACCAGCUGGUGUUCCUGAAAUCUCGGAAGCGCCUUGCAGAGGCCGCAGACCUGCUCAACAGAGAAGGUCGGAGGGAAGAGGCUGCCCUGUUGAUGAAGCAACAUGGCUGCUUCCUGGAGGCCGCCAGGCUCACUGCUGACAAAGACUUCCAGGCAUCCUGUUUGCUGGGAGUUGCCCGCCUCAAUGUGGCCAGGGGCUUGAACAUAGAGCACACAAAGGCCAUUCUGAGAGAAGCCCUCGAUCUCUGCUGUCAAACCAGCCAGCUCUCUGGCUUAGCAGAGGCCCAGUUCCUGCAGGGUAUCAUCCUGAGAGACUUUCAGAAGCUCAGGGAUGCCUUCCUCAAGUUUGAUACACUCAACCACUCAGCUGGAGUGGUGGAAGCACUCUACGCAGCAGCCAUCUGGUGUGAGUCUGAGCCUCAGAAGGUUCUGGCCCUGGCUCCAGGGGGCUUGGAAGUCCUUCUCAGUCUGGUCAGGGCUCUCAAAAGAGUGACUAACAAUGCUGAGAAGGAAAUGGUCAAAUCUUGCUUUGAGUUUUUCGGAAUUUCCCAGGUGGAUGCCAAGUAUUGUCAGAUAGCUCAGAAUGAACCUGGGCCCUUACUAAGAAUCAUUUCUGAUCUGGAUUUGACCUUGAGUGAGAGGAAAAUAAAAGAUCAUUUCUUGAUAACAACUGAGCACGUGAAGCUGGCCCUGAACAAGCACCUUUUAAAUAGACUGUGUCAGAUCACACAGAUCCUACUUGGGAAGACUUACCCGGGGGUCUGCAUGAGGUUUAUUGCAGGUUUAAAAUGUGAAGACCAACGAUGUGAAGAUUUCCACAGACCCCUGCGUCGCUGUGAGGCCAAGUGUAUGGUUCAGUCGAAGAUGCACCUGGUAGCAAUCAAUGGAUUGCUUUUGGAAGCCAAAAAAGUAUUCCCUAAAACUUUGGCUGAAGAACUUGAAGAGAUCGAUUGUAUUUUGUCUACAGAUAUGUAUGGCCUUUGCAAAUCCUUCCUAAAUGUUCUCUUCCCUAGACAUUUCCAUCAGAGGGUGCUGUCAGAAAACCCCAUGGCAUGCAAAGAGAUCCUCAAGCCAAAUUACAAAUCCUUCCGAUUCUACAGGUUGGCCUUGAAAGAGUACAUUCACUAUCUGUUUCAAAACGAAAGUGCACACAGCCGCCGGGAAUCCACAGACCUGUGGCUGAGCGCCAUGCAGGCUUUUCUGCUCUCCUCGAGCUACCCAGAGGAGUUUGAAAGGCUACUCCACCAGGAGGAGAACAGCUACAACCGGGAACUGAAGACUCUGGAGGCUGACAAGGAGGAAAAAGGCAGGGGGAGGGGCAGCAGAAUGAAAGGAAUAGAAGGGAAAUUUGGCAUGCUGGUGCCCAACAAGGACAAUGAAAGCACUGAGAAGACCCAUCUGUGCUUCAUCCGCCUCCUGGAGACUUCCAUAGACCAACUGUAUGUUCAUAGAAACCCCGAAGACUACAAGAGACUCUUUUACCGCUUCAUGAAUGUCCUUAUCAGAAGGUGCAAAGAGCCGCUCAUCCCCAGCAUUAUCAACACAGUGGUGCUGCUGGAGCUCCAGUUUGUCCACUGCGGAGUGGUGCUGGCCCGCCUGCGGAAGAACACCAUCCUGUGCCUCCCCAAGAGCUACAUCGCACUCCUGCACUACUGGGAGUUUCUGUCUGGCAAGAAGGACAGGGAGCCGGUGGAUGUGUUCUCCAUCAUUCAGGAGUACAAGCCAAAGGAUGUGACCAGAGCCAUUCAGGACUUACGGUUCCACCUCUCCUACCUCGCCAAGGUGCUGUGUGGCUACGAGAAUAUGAACUUCAAUGUCCUGCUCGAUGCCUUCAGUGAAGUCGACCAUGUGAUUUCUGGUGAGGCGGAGCGGACGCUGGUGCUGUGCUUGGUGAUGCUAGUCAAUGCGGAGGAUAUCCUGCAGCCCAUGUGCAAGCCACUUCUGAACCGCCACUUCCAGGAGAUCCAGACAAGGCUGCAGCUCAUGAGCGUGGACUGGCCGGACCAGGUUCCCGAGCGGCUGCGGAGGGUGGUGCAGCGGGUGUUGAUGGCAGGCAGCGUGAAGUCCGUGGCAGAGGCACUGCAGGACCUGCUCUUUGCACGGGAUGAAGAAUACCUGGUGGAUUGCCGCUGGCGCUGGGACAGCGUGCCUGCCAAAGGCGCUGUGGUCCGUGGCCUCCAUCAUGAAGAAGUCAGACUGAACCGUUUGCUCUGUGUGGGCUCGGCGGGUCACUUUGAUGAGCUGGAGUGCGAGUUUGGUCAAGAUGAGACUGAUGAGCUGGCACUGGAAGACCGAGAUCACUUUCUGGCUGCCAUCCUUUUCCAGAAGCAGUGGAAGGCCUCUAUCCAGCGCAAGCUGCGCAGGGCCUGCCUGGUGGUAGCUCUGUGCAUCAGCUGGAGGAGAUGGGUCCAGAGAGACCAGGUUAGGGAGGAAACCAGGGAGCCUAGGGCUGGGAGCUUCAAAAGAGCUGAUGUGGAUCGGACCCAGUGUGACCUAUGUGGAGUGAAGUUCAUCCGCAGCCCCGAGAACUACUUCAGUCCCAGCAGAGCAUUUGAAGGCGCGACCUUAGGGGCUGUAGUCCUUUCCAACUCUGAGCUGGAAGGGAGGGAAUGUCGAGAGAGAAGCAAUGAGUCCUACGAGCAGCACAUCCAUCUGGAAAGUCAUCAGCAGCAGCAAGCAGCUUACCAGAAAUACCUGGAGUUUUUCCGUGAGAAGGUGGAUCCAGCCAUUGAUGAGGGCAAGCUGGUAGUUCAGGGCAUCGAGCAGAGCAUAUGGAUCCGCAGUCAUGUGGGCUCCAAGGAGCAGAGCCGCAUGCUACAGAGGAAAGUGCAGGAGCACAUCCGGCGGGUUUCAGAGAUGGUGGAGGAGCUGUACAGGCGCAAGGCCUGGGCUGAAGCAGGGGAAGCAAUGUCUCGGCAGGUGAGGGUUCUGGCACUAUCAGUCAAGGAUGCACAGGAGUGGCUGACUAAGACAGAGCUCCGCUUAAAAGAGGAAGGUAUUGUUCAGGAAGAUGACUAUGAAAACGAAGUUGAAGACUUUGGUGAGCUCCGUCCUAGAAGGCGUUCACGGAAAUGUGGGAAGCAGAGGAAGUAUUAAUGUCUUACACAGCUGCCUCUUACACUCUCAGACAUUCCAUCCAGUCCUAGAGUUCUGAAUGCUGAGGCCAGAGAGAAAAAGAACAUGGAUUAGUGUUUCAAAAAUAAGUGUAGGCCACCUUUGCUUUUCAUUCUUGUUAUUUCUCUUAGCCUGAAGGGACCUCAUGAUUAUUUUCCAAGCUGAAAUCUAACGGUAUUGGUCCCUUCAAAUAUGUCCAGUUUAGGGGAGUGGUAGUUGAAGAGAACACUGGGACUCCUAGUGUCAGGCUCUCUGGCUUAUCGCCAUUUGAUGUGAGUCAGGAGAGAACUAGGCAUUUAAGAUGAGUGUCCUGGACUUCGCACAGUGCCCUGUUUGGGUCAGGAAAUCCUUCUGUAGAUCUCACAUCUGCUGUGAGCAGCGCAGAAACUCGAUGUACCCAGGGUUCAUUUGGGUCUGCCAUCAUUACCCUGAACCCGGACUACUUUCUGGUUGUCUGUGAUACGUUAGCUUUUUCUCUCUGGUAUCUUUUCUACCCUCCCUCUUCCCUUCAUUUGCUGUGGUUAUUUUCAGCUACCUGUGCAAGUUGCGGAUAGACUACCUCAGAAUGUAGUCAAGCAUUCACUCAGCAUCCUUUGGACACUUUUUUUUUCUUCCUUUCUUAAUUCCUUCCUUUCUUCUCUCCCUCCUCACCUCUCUCCCUUCCCUCCCUCCCCUCCCUCCCUCUCUCCGUAUCUAUCUGUCUGUCUGUCUGUCUGUCUGUCUGUCUGUCUGUCUAUCUAUCUAUCUAUCUAUCGAAAUGUUCAGGGGUGUUCCUGGUCUGCCUCUCCAUGGUGGUCCUACCUUUUCCUUGGCUAUUGUGUUGAUGUCCUGAGAAGUGCUUUGUGCAUUGGCUAGCUCUCUACAUCUAGGUUUCUUGGUUCUCCCCGGCAAGUUUGACACCAUGCCUAGGUUGACAUCUUGAGUUUCCUCCUGCUGAGCACACUGCUGUGGGACAAUCUUUGAAAUUUGGUUGUAGAUUGCUGCCACGUGGCCAGUAGGCCCUGAAAGAAAGGGUUGCAAAAGGGGCUGUUUGUAGCAGGUCAGUGUUCCCCUCCACCCACUGCCAGUAGUUUGCCCUCAUGUGGAAGCAAGCUUUCCUGCCUCUCUAAUGGUCACUGCCCACCCUUGCCCUGAGCCCAGGGUCACACUGCUCUCGGACAGUCUGUCAUAACAGAGUCAGUGUCUCCACUGUGCGACUGCUGCUGCUCACGCUCCCUCCGCUGUCUUUCUAAUGACUCACUUCCUCGAAAUGUUUGCUUUAUAAUUUUGAUUGAGUUAUGUUUCUCAUUUAUAUUUCAGAUUUUUAUAAACUUGCCAGAAAUAAUCCCUAUCAAAUAUUGCUGUAUUCCUACAUUUUUAUAAAGUUAUAGCAUCU
Messenger RNA from Jaculus jaculus (lesser Egyptian jerboa), 10097 nucleotides. It is a transcript of the gene Trank1, whose product is annotated as tetratricopeptide repeat and ankyrin repeat containing 1. Lineage: Eukaryota; Metazoa; Chordata; Mammalia; Rodentia; Dipodidae. The record is from RefSeq and is a predicted model, not a curated record. The transcript is spliced from 24 exons. Bases 44 to 8704 code for a protein of 2886 amino acids. Gene Ontology annotation, molecular function: protein binding.